Malaya genurostris is the source of this 472-nucleotide messenger RNA. RefSeq lists its product as uncharacterized. The transcript has 2 exons. NCBI's taxonomy places the organism in Eukaryota, Metazoa, Arthropoda, Insecta, Diptera, Culicidae. The record is from RefSeq and is a predicted model, not a curated record. The coding region runs from base 21 to 404 and encodes 127 amino acids.
UAAGUAAGUCUCACCGGAACAUGUUUCCGUUUUACACCCGUUCCGGUUUCGUUAUUAUCCUGCUGGGAAUCCUCGUAAGUCAACCUCGGGUCCUGGUGGUUGUUCAAGCCCAGGGCAAUAAUUACGUCAAUGAGUAUACCUGGGGAACGCUCGCGGCAACCAACACGAUCUGCUUUUCCGAUUCCAUCAAUGUUUGGAGUCUGAUUCGGAUAGCGUCGAAAGUGUUUUCAUUCACACCCGCCACCGCCAUCACGUUCAUACGAUGCUGGAACAACCUACCACUGCAUCCUUUCAUGGCCACCGUCACUUCCGGUGGUGUCGGAUCAACAGCACUUACCACCAUCUCGUUGGGUUCGUAUCACCACGGCAAGCUGGUGGUGCAGUGUCAGGUGUACUGCACUUAACGGGAUAGUACCGGGAAUAGCUUGUUUUGUAUGGUUAAGAUUUUUGUUAAUAAAAUAUUUUGAUACAA